AUGCUCGAGAAAGGCGAAUGUGCUGCAGUUGAGUUUAUGGAGUCCAAUAUUGUAGGAGAAGAACCUGACAUUUACACCAAGAUAAAGAAGACGCAGUUACAGACAUUCUCUCUUAUUGGUAAGAAGGUCAAUAGCAAAAGUAAGAAAGGUAAGAUCGUGGUCCUGAAAAACUCGAAAGCGCUUUUUGCGAAAAUGCUUCUGAUAGCCAAGAGUCGCAAUUUGGAGAUGGAAGAAGUGUUGACGUAUUCUCUCCGGCCGUAUCCACACCCAUCGGCUACGAAUGAAGGUGACCUCGUAAAGACUGUUAAAGCUAAAUUGCUCAAAAUGACUGAAAAUGAAAUACAAGAUGGUUCAGUUAACCUUCCUAUUGGAGACAAAGCAUAUAUUUUUGAUGCCAUGGCAAUAUUACAAACAUUGACAGUUCUCCCAGCAACAUUUGGCGAACUUGCAACGGAUUUGCUGGCUAAGAUCGUUAACACUGCUGUUUCUUUAAAUUUCAGUCGGGUUGAUUUCGUCUGCGAUAGAUAUCCAUAA
Molecule: messenger RNA, 534 nt
Organism: Paramuricea clavata
Lineage: Eukaryota; Metazoa; Cnidaria; Anthozoa; Malacalcyonacea; Plexauridae
Source: the annotation of a GenBank genome assembly